Molecule: messenger RNA, 3645 nt
Organism: Dermacentor andersoni
Lineage: Eukaryota; Metazoa; Arthropoda; Arachnida; Ixodida; Ixodidae
Product: endoplasmic reticulum transmembrane helix translocase
Biological process (GO): intracellular calcium ion homeostasis; transmembrane transport
Cellular component (GO): endoplasmic reticulum membrane
Molecular function (GO): P-type ion transporter activity; ATPase-coupled monoatomic cation transmembrane transporter activity; ATP hydrolysis activity
Source: RefSeq, a predicted model, not a curated record
AGGGAAGGGGAAAUAUCGGUCGUCGUCUCGCCAGUUGUGCGGUUUCGCGGUGGUCGCCGUUGCCAAUAUGGCGCCGCCGGCAACGAGUGUCGAUGAGCUGGUGCAACAUAUUUCGUUACACACGCGAAAACCUUUCCUCUUGGAUGGCUGCGUGAGCCCGUUCUUGACUUUAUACGCAGCGUGGCUGUACCUGUGGACGUGCGUGUAUGGUGUGUCUGAGUACUAUGAAGCUGGACUAAUCGCGCUCGCCUGCCUAGGCGUCGUGCACAUACUGACGUGCUUGUUUUGUCACUGGUCGGUGCACGUUCGCUGCCUUCUGUCCUGCAGCAGGGAAACAAACCCAACGAAGGCAGUGCUUGCAAAAGUCGUGCCCACACCCAACAAUGGCUCAGCUGAGCUGGUCUACCUUCAUGUGGACACGGUGCCAGGUGAAGAGGAACCGUCCGUGUGGUUUCUCUUCCAGAAGACCAAGUACCUAUACAGCUUUGAGCGCAAGGCCUUUCGUGGGAUCGAGUUCCCCACAGAGAUGCCCCUGCGGAACUACCAGGAGUGCAAGGGCUACGUGGAUGACGCCGACCUGGCAGCGGCCGAACGCCAAUACGGCAAGAAUGAUUUGGAGCUGGAGGUGCCAGAGUUUGGUGCCCUGUUCAAGGAGCGUGCCACGGCGCCCUUCUUUGUGUUCCAAGUGUUCUGCGUGGCACUGUGGUGCCUGGAUGAGUUCUGGUACUACAGUGUGUUCACCCUGUUCAUGCUGGUUGCAUUUGAGUGCACCCUAGUGCAGCAGCAACUGCGCAACCUUUCCCUAAUCCGCAAGAUGGGCAACAAGCCAUACAUGAUCCAGGUCUACAGAAACAGGAAGUGGAGGCCUAUUCUAAGCUGCGAUCUGAUUCCUGGUGACAUUGUGUCUAUAGGCCGGUCCCAAAAUGAGAACCUUGUCCCAUGCGACAUGCUGCUUCUGCGUGGGCCAUGCAUUGUGGAUGAGUCCAUGCUUACCGGAGAGUCAGUGCCACAGAUGAAGGAGCCCGUGGAGGAGCUGGAUCCGGAACAGCUGCUGGACAUGGAGGUGGACGGCCGGCUGCACGUGCUCUUUGGAGGCACCAAGGUGCUUCAGCACACCCCCCCUGCCAAGGCCAGCACAGGACUCAGGCCCUCGGACAAUGGUUGUGUGGCAUACGUGCUGAAGACGAGCUUUGGCACGGCCCAGGGCAAGCUGCUGCGCACCAUCUUGUUUGGAGUCAAGCGGGUGACAGCCAACAACCUCGAGACCUUUGCUUUCAUCCUGUUCUUGCUUCUGUUCGCUGUUGCUGCCGCCUCCUAUGUCUGGAUCAAAGGCACUGAGGACCCCACACGCAACCGCUACAAGCUGUUCCUGGAGUGUGCACUGAUCCUAACUUCAGUGGUGCCGCCUGAGCUGCCCAUUGAGCUCUCCCUGGCUGUGCACACCUCAUUGCUUGCAUUGACACGACUCGGGGUUUACUGCACGGAGCCCUUCCGGAUCCCGUUUGCUGGCAAGGUUGAGAUCUGCUGCUUUGACAAGACUGGGACACUCACCUCGGACAGUCUCGUUGUUGAGGGCAUUGCAGGGCUCAAGGGGUUUCCCGAGAUCUGUGCUGUCACGGAGGCACCUGCUGAGAGCAUCCAGGUAUUGGCCUCGUGUCAGUCCCUGGCCCAGCUGGAUGAUGGCCUGGUGGGCGACCCCUUGGAGAAGGCUACGCUCACUGCCAUUGAGUGGAACCUCACAAAGGGGGACUGUGUGGUUCCCAGGCGGGGCCGUGCCCCUGGCCUGAAGAUCUUCAGCCGCUUUCACUUCAGCAGUGCCCUCAAGCGCAUGUCGGUGGUGGCAGGCUUUGCGGCCCCUGGGGCAAUGGAGACCACCUACAUUGUGGCUGUCAAGGGUGCUCCCGAGACCCUGAAGGGCAUGUUUGCCCACAUUCCCGAGGACUAUGACGAGGUGUACCUGCGCAUGUCGCGUCGUGGUGCCCGUGUGCUGGCCAUGGGACGCUGUGUGUUGGGACAGUUGAGUCACCAGCAGGUGCGGGAUCUUACACGGGAUACGGUCGAGCGGAACCUUGAAUUUGUUGGAUUUCUAGUGAUUUCCUGCCCUCUGAAAAGCGACUCCCUCGCUGUCAUCAAGGAGAUCCAAGCCUCCAGCCAUCAUGUGUGCAUGAUCACGGGUGAUGCACCGCUCACCGCCUGCCACGUUGCCCAAGAGCUCAACUUCAUCUCCUCUCAACGAGCAACACUCAUCCUCACAGAGUCCGGAGACGAAAGAUGGGAGUGGGUGAGCAUUGACGAGGCUGAGCACAUUCCCCUGGAUGAAUCGCUGAGUGACCAUAGUCUUUGUGUCAAGUACAACCUCUGCAUCACUGGUGAGGGCUUGGCCUACCUGACAGCAACAGCCAAUAACUUCCUGAAGAGGAUGCUGCCCCAUGUCCGAGUGUUUGCACGUGUCGCCCCAAAACAAAAGGAGCAAGUGAUAACAGCCCUCAAGAGCCUUGGUUUCGUUACCCUCAUGUGUGGCGAUGGGACCAAUGAUGUGGGUGCCUUGAAGCACGCCCACGUAGGAGUGGCCCUCCUGGCCAAUGCGCCGGUGCCUCAGGGCAAGCGUAAGAAAGAAGAGGUUGCCCAGGACCCGGCAGACGGCGUACCGGAUGCAGUGAGCUCCCGCUUGGAGGCCAUGGCUGCCCGCGGCCGCCCAGGGAAACGGCCCGAUGGCAAGCCCAGUGCAGGGCCCCGGCCUGGAUCUCGAGCUGACAAGAUGGCAGAUGCCCAGAGGCAGCUACAGAAGCUGCUCAAGGACCUGGAGGAACAGGACCAGGCACAGGUGGUCAAGCUCGGUGAUGCUAGUAUUGCAGCACCUUUCACCUCCAAGCUGUCCUCCAUCCAGUGCAUCUGCCACGUGAUCAAGCAGGGCCGGUGCACACUAGUGACGACCCUGCAGAUGUUCAAGAUCCUAGCACUGAACGCCCUGGUGCUGGCAUACAGCCAGAGUGUGCUCUACCUGGAUGGCAUCAAGUUCAGUGACACGCAAGCUACCCUGCAGGGCCUCCUCCUGGCUGGAUGCUUCUUCUUCAUCUCACGAUCAAAGCCUCUGAAGGUCCUUUCCCACGAGCGUCCAUUGCCCAACAUCUUCAACGCGUACACCCUGCUGACGGUGCUGCUCCAGUUUGCAGUGCACUUUGCCAGCCUUGUCUACCUCGUCCAGGAGGCUACUGCACGGUCACCACCUCGGCCUGAGAAAUUUGCUGAUAGGGACGACGAGUUCAAGCCAUCCCUCCUCAACAGCACUGUGUACAUCAUAUCCAUGGCUCUGCAGGUGUCCACAUUUGCCAUCAACUAUAGGGGCUACCCAUUCAUGGAGAGGCUGAGUGAGAACAAGCCACUUCUGUACAGCCUGCUCAUAUCGGGUGUUUCAGUCGUUGCACUCGUGGCUGGCCUGGCACCGGACGUGGCCAAGCAGUUUGAAAUAGUCCAAUUUCCUGGAGAUAUGCAGCGGAUCAUUCUGCAAGUGCUGGCCUUUGACCUUGUCUGCGCAUUUGUUGUCGAUCGCACCUGUCUUUUUAUUUUUGGCCAGGCAAAGCUGCGCAACUCUUGAGCAAUGCCAGGGCAUAAUAAACUGCGGUGUCAUUCCUGCAUAAGCCACAA